AGUAAAAUCAAGCUCCUUCCAACCAACGGACAGCGGACCUUCUACCUCUUCUCUUUUCCUAUACCUGGUAUUGCUCCGCGUACCUCAAGAAGUAAGUCGUGGGUAGAACGAAGCAGGUGCGGUUAUAUCGGGUUUUGCAAUUUUUCUUCUUUUACUCCUAACAUGAAUAAGACGCGAAGCAACAACUAACAUUUUAAGAUUUCGCGACUUUGUGUUCAGUGCCUAAAUCAAUUUUUGUUAAGUGACCAGUGCCAAAACACUUAAAGAAAUCACCUUGAAAUCACUAAAAUCAUAUUCACCUCUCGUUCUCCCAACGAUAUUUCUUUAGGUAUCAAUAUGGUGUGCUGACACAAAGUUCUUAGAGGAACCUCCUUCAUGCAAGAAGAGUCGAAUUGAAAAGGGAUAUGUGGAGAUACGUUUUUAAAAAUAAAUUUAGCGUAAAGUGGAGGUGAUGGCUUUAAAAUUCAUCCUUCUUCAAUGCAUCUUUGCAAGUUUUCUUAUCAAAAAUGUUUCUUCAGCAGGUUUUUGUGAAGUUCAAAAUGGGCAAAGUAACAUAAUUUUGGAUAUAGAAGAAAGCAGAGGAAUUUCAAUAACACAAGAAACGAUCCCCAAAGACCUCCCAAUUUUCGGCGAACCCAACGUCGACAUAUUUUUGGACUUGGAAUUUCCAAAAGGACCACCCAUUUUCUACCUCACCGGGAAAAGCCUGCGACUCUUAUCGCCGAUUGAUCGAGACGAAGACAACCUGUCCCAUAUCGUUUUUCAAGUGGCCUGCACCGUCAAAAGCACUCACAAGCGAAAAAAAUAUCCGGUCAUCGUACGAUUAAUCGACGUUAAUGAUAAUGCGCCGGAAUUUAUUAAUACUCCAUACGAAACCAGCAUCUCCGAGUUAGCACCAAUUGGAACAACGAUUUUCCAAAACGUUUUGGCAAAAGACAAAGAUUCCGGAGUAAACGGCUUGGUUGAGUAUUCAAUAAUUCCGGGAUCCGAUGAAACACGCACCAACGAUUUGGAUUAUAACAGAAUUAGUUCGGCCGAUGGUUACGGUUUUUUCGCCAUUAAUCUUCCCCAUCAAGGACAGGUGACCGUGAAUAGAACUUUGGAUUACGAAAAAACUCAACGAUAUUACGUCACUAUAGUGGCGACGGAUAAAUCAAGAAAUGAAUCACAUCGAUUAUCAACAACCACCAUUCUUACCGUUAAUAUUAAAGAUGACGACGAUCAAAAUCCUUCGUUUAUUUAUAAAGGAUGUAUGCUUUCUGAUGGAGCUUGUAUUAAUCCAGAAUAUACAGCCUCGGUUUCUAGUGGAGUCUUACACGGUGUUUUAAACAUAUCCCCUGAAAAAAUUCAAGCAAUCGACAUGGAUACGAUAAACUCCCCGAUUCGUUACACAUUUUUGAGUGGAACCCCAAAUUCUUAUUCGGAAUUUUUCCGAAUUGACCCCGAAACCGGAAGCGUCCAUCAAAUUAAAGCGGUCGAUACAUCGACCACGAAGAUGUUUAACGUUAUCAUUAAAGCGCAAGAAGUUUCCGAAGCGAAACGAUCCACCACAGCGAAACUAUUAAUAACGGUGAAACCAGUCGAUGCAAAUCCACCGGAAAUCGUUUUUUCAUCCGAAGAGGGUUGGGUUAACGAAAACUCACCGAUUGGGACGAAUGUUUUAGAUAUAAAAGGGGACCCCGUGAUGGUUUCAGUUAUCGAUAAAGAUUUUGGCGAAGAUGACCCAAAACCAAUUUACACCUUCGAAUUAACCACCCCUUCCUUCAACAUCGACAAAAACGGCCGUUUAACCGUCAACGAAAACAACUUGGAUCGGGAUCCCCCGAAUCCCGGGAAAUUCCGCUUUCAAAUCGUUGCCCGUGAAAAACACGGCGUUGCAGCAAGCGCCCCAAUUUCCAUCACCGUUAAUCUCAAAGACGUCAACGAUAACCCCCCGGUUUUACCCUCAAUCCCCCCCACAACCGUCCCAGCCGGAGAAACAAAACGAAAAGUAAUCCAAAUCCAAGCCACCGACAACGACGAAGAAGAAAACGCCCAAAUCACUUACUCAAUUUAUCACGUUUCAAAUAACGGAAACAAUAAAUUUAUGAUUGACCCAAUAACCGGUCAAAUUGAAAGUAUUCGAAAAUUAAAUGCUGGGGAGCAAUACAGCUUAACGGUCCAAGCGACCGAUAAAGGUGGUUUAUAUAGCCAAGCGAUUGUUGAAGUUACAGUAAGUCCUGGUCCAAAUACUCAAAGUCCAGUUUUUGAGCAAAACGUUUACGAUAUUGAAGUAAGCGAGGGUGCUACGAUCAACUCAACAGUUGCAACAGUUUUAGCAAUCGAUCCCGAAGAAGACCCUGUAACUUAUUUUAUAGUUUCCGGAAACGAUUUGAGACAAUUCGCAAUCGGGCAAAAAUCCGGGGUAAUCACAGUAAUUAGAAAAUUAGAUCGCGAAGAUUUAACGCGAUACCAAUUAAUAAUAAAAGCCGAAGAUGCGGGGAAAUUAUCAAGUACAGCUACCGUUAAUGUAAAAGUAACCGACAUAAACGAUAAAAAUCCCGAAUUUAUUAACGAUCCUUAUAAUUUUACGGUAAAAGAAGGAUUAACAAACGUGAUCGUUGGUAAAGUCGAAGCUGUUGACGCUGAUGAAGGAAUCAACGCGAUCGUUUCUUACAUGAUUCCAACCGAUCUUCCUUUUAACAUCGACAAUCAAACUGGGGAAAUCACAACAAAUAAAGCUCUCGAUUUCGAAACAACCAAAAAUUAUCAAUUUGUCGUUACAGCAAAAGACGGCGCGUUAGAUCCGAGGAUAGCAACAGCCACGGUUACCGUUAACGUUUUAGACGUUGAAGAUGAACUUCCCGUUUUCUCUAAAGACCAAUACGAAGCUACCGUACCCGAAAACGUUCCCGACGCUUUCGUAACGGAUGUGAUGGCCCACGAUCCGGAUACAAUCAAAAAAAUUACGUACGUUAUUCAUCGAGGACCGACAGAUUUAUUUAGGAUCGAUGAGGGUAGCGGCGCGAUUUAUACAACGAGAGGGUUGGAUUAUGAAAAGGAAAGUGAGCAUACUUUGGUGAUUGGAACUUUGGAAAAUAUGUCGGAUGGAAAUGGGAGUACGACGAGAGUUCUUGUUAAAGUUGAGGAUCGGAAUGAUAUUCCUCCGGUUUUUACCAUUAUUCCUCAACCGAUUAUGUUGGAGGAUGAUACUGCUAUUGGAACGGCGAUUUAUGAUUUAGUUGCUACUGAUUCUGAUGGAACUGCACCUGGAAAUAAGGUUCGUUACGAAAUCAUCGGGAGGGGCAAAGCCACCAAGUAUUUUCAAAUAGAUCCCGAUUCCGGCCAGCUCAAAGUCACCAAUGAUCUCAAGAAAGAAGUAGACACCGAAUAUCAAGUGGACGUAAGAGCUUAUGAUUUAGGUGAACCCCAACUUUCUUCCGUUAUCACUUUAGAUGUUUAUAUUCAACACGUAGCGACGGUAGCACCGGAAGUUGGGCUCCGUUUCGCUGAUAAUUCUUAUAGCAUUCAAUUACCAGAGAAUUCAACUCUGGGGAGUUUAGUGAAGACUUUAACGAUUGUUAAUAGUCGAGCUCAUGGUGGAAAUAUCCCGUUAAAGUGUACGAUAAUUUCGGGAAAUGAUGAUGCAAAAUUUCUCGUUAAUGUAACUGAAGAACGAAAUUGUGCACUUUAUUUAAACGGAACGAUUGAUUUUGAAUCUGUCGAAUCUUACAACGUCGACGUUGAAUUGAUAUCACUUCAAGGAUUUUUAAAUAAAGAAUUUAGUAAAACGCAAGUUAACGUAAACGUUUUGGACGUGAAUGAUAACGAGCCGUUUUUUAUUUACAAUGGGAAUUCUAAGGAGAAAUUGUACGCGGCGUUGCCGAUUGGUGCACCUUUAGCUACAACUGUGAUACAAAUGAAGGCUGACGAUAAAGACAGCGGAAAAUUCGGGAAAAUAAAUUACACCUUAAAAUCAAACGAUUCAUCAACACCCUCAACUCUAUCAUAUUUCUCAAUUGAUUCAACAUCGGGAAUAAUAAAAACGAAAAAAACGUUCGAAGAACUCGAUAAUUCAGAACCAUUCCGCUUCUUGGUCGAAGCAAGAGAUAACCCAAACUCAACCGAAAAUUAUCACUCAACCGAAGCAACAUUAAUAAUUAAUUUAAUCGCUCCAAUAAAUCGCUUAGUCUUAGAAAUAGGCGAUGCAAAACCGGAUGUUGUUGCGAAUAAAUUAGAAACGGUAUCUCAAGUAAUCCAAGAUCGAUCCGGUUUGAUUGCUGGGAUCGAAAAGAUAAACAUCCGCGAGUUUAUCGGCGAAAACGGCACGUUGGAAGUUGAUCCGAUCGGAACGGACGUUUGGUUUUACGUAAUCGAUCCAGAAACGGAAACGAUCCUACCAAGAAAUCACACUCUAAUCCAAAAUCAGAUUCUUGCAAAAUCAGCGAUGAAUAAUAUCACUUUUGAUAUUUCCGGCCAAAUCCAACACACCGCAUUCGGAAUUCACGAACCACUCGUCGUUCAAAAAAUAAAAACCGCCUCAAUCGCUUCGAUUCACGGAGAUGUUUUUCCCUACGCCUUAAUUAUAAUCGCAAUUAUUAUUUUUGUGUUAGGAAUCGUUGGGAUUAUUUAUAUUUGCGUUUCUUGGUCCAAAUAUAAAUCGUUUAAAGAUCAAAUGCAGCGGCAAUACGUGGUACCCGCGAGUCCGAGUCGUUACGAUUCGGUUUAUGUUGAACCAAAUUUGAAGGAGUAUGAAACUCAAGUUUUACAGAUGUGUGUUCCGGUUGAUGAUCAAGAUGAUUAUAACGAUUUACAUUUAGAUUUUAGCAAUAAAAAUCAUACAUUUAGUUUGGAGAAUGUUAGUUAUAUCUCGAAGGAUAAUAAUUUGAAUAAAUAUGGGCAACAAAGUCCCGUUAGUAGUGAAUCAGCGACUACUGCAAGAGCUUCUAGCGUUGGAGAACAUAUUUUAACAUCGAAUCAUAAUCAUUCGAUGAGAGGAGAACAUGUUUAUCACAGAUCUUCUGAUGAUGAAGAGAUGAAUGCAAGCCCAACAAACGAUAAUGUGAUGUUUAGAGAGAAGAAGGAUUAUUCUCAUAUGGGGUAUCCGUAUGGGGAUCAUUCUCCAAUUGAGACAACGACAGAACUUUAAGUGAAAAAACGUUUUAAUUAAAUGAUAAA
Onthophagus taurus is the source of this 5157-nucleotide messenger RNA. It is a transcript of the gene Cad99C, whose product is annotated as Cadherin 99C. Lineage: Eukaryota; Metazoa; Arthropoda; Insecta; Coleoptera; Scarabaeidae. Gene Ontology annotation, molecular function: calcium ion binding. Gene Ontology annotation, cellular component: plasma membrane. The record is from RefSeq and is a predicted model, not a curated record. Gene Ontology annotation, biological process: homophilic cell-cell adhesion.